Molecule: messenger RNA, 3057 nt
Organism: Tetrapisispora phaffii CBS 4417
Lineage: Eukaryota; Fungi; Ascomycota; Saccharomycetes; Saccharomycetales; Saccharomycetaceae
Gene: PEP5
Product: tethering complex subunit PEP5
Exons: 1
Coding region: 1-3057 (1018 amino acids)
Biological process (GO): vesicle-mediated transport; organelle fusion; intracellular protein transport
Cellular component (GO): HOPS complex; endosome
Molecular function (GO): protein-macromolecule adaptor activity; metal ion binding; protein binding
Source: RefSeq, a predicted model, not a curated record
AUGUCAUUAUCAACCUGGAAACAGUUCCGAUUUUUUGAUUCUAUACCUAUUAGAGAUCCUUCUCUAGGAUCGGACUCCCUUCUUUAUUCAGACCCAACAUUAUCUGCCAUUUCGCCAAUAGACUCUGAUAGACUUGUAAUUGCUGUUCAAUCCAAUGUUAUUAAAGUUAUAAGUAUUAACGAAGCCUGCAUCAAGAAUGAGUUUAAAGCUUUUGAAAAUGACUACCAAAUAUCUUAUUUAAGGGUAGUCUCUCAUUUGUUUUUAGUAGUGGUUGGAGAAUGUACAGGUAAACCUAGUUUUAUUAAAGUAAUAAAGUUAGAUAAUAUCCCAAAAGAUGAAACUGCAUACCAUUCCUUAAUUGAAGUGAAAAGUGGUGACAAUAACUUUCCAAUUUCUGGGAUAUCAGUCUCAGAUGAUCUAUUUUGCAUAGCUAUUGGGUACAUUAAUGGUAAAGUUCUGCUCAUUAGAGGCGAUAUACCAAGAGAUAGAGGCUCCAGGCAAAGAAUAAUUUACGAUGACAUUAAAAAGGAACCGAUCACUUCUCUAUCCCUAAAUAAGGACGCUACUUUAUGCUAUGUAGCAACAACUUCUAAAAUUAUGCUGUUCGAGACAACAGGGAGGAAUGCAGGUCAACCAACUACCGUGUUAAAUAACGAAUCUGGGCUGGAUUUGAAUUGUGGUUAUUACAGCAUGUAUACAAACGAGUUUAUUACUUGUUUAAAAGAUAAAAUUGAAUUCUACAAAAAUUCAGGAGAAAAAAGUUUUGUACUUUAUGGGGAGAUGAAUAUUAAAAGAGUCUUCCCUAUUAGCAAAAGAUAUUUAUUAUUAUUUACAGAACCUGUGGUCAGUAAUGAUACCUCAUUAAAUAUAGCCAAUCUCUCAAAACCAAUUUCCAUCAGAGUCCUGAUAUUAGAUUUAACUUAUAAAACGAUUGCUUUUAGCUCAAUGGUAAAGUCCACAAUCGUUGAUGUGUUUAUGAUACAAGAUACCUCAGAUACAUAUUAUCUUAACUCUGACGGUAUACUGAAUAAAUUAACUGAAAAGCCGUACGAUAUGCAAAUUGAUAUUGUAUUACAAAAAGAGAUGUUUCAAUUUGCAUUGAAAUUAGCUACUGCAUAUAAUUUAUCUGACGAAUAUAUUAAAGAAAUACACAAACGGUAUGGUGACUAUUUAUUUAAUAAAAAUAAAGUAGCUGAUGCAACGGAAGAAUAUAUUAAAGCAUUUGAUGUCGUUGAAACAAGUGAAAUUAUUGCGAAACUAGGCAUGUCUAAUAAAGCAGAUUCAAAUAAUCUUCAAAAUCUUACAGAUUACCUUUGUUCAUUAGUGAAAACAUCAAAGGCAAACGCAGACCAUGUAACUCUUCUGCUUGUGACGUAUAUCAAGUUACAAGAUAUGGAUCAGUUUCAAUAUUUUAUAAAACAUUUUACUAGAUUGGGUAAAUUUAAUGAGGAACCUAUUGAAGAAGAUAUUGAUGACGAAACUUACUUUUAUUCGAAUGUUAUUUUAUUUAACUUAGAUUUAAUUAUUAAUUUAUUGGAGGAAUCAAAUUUUAUUAUUGAGGCCUAUGAGUUAGCAAAAAGGUUUGCGAAAGAUCCAGUAUCGAUAAUUGAAAUUCUUCUAAAUAAACUAAAUAAUCCUGCUACAGCUCUGGAGUACAUCAAAACACUGGAAAUAGACAACACCUUAAGAGUGUUAGUUUUAUAUUCAAAAGAAUUGUUAGAAAUGCUACCCAAUGAAACUAAUUCUCUUUUAAUAGAUGUUUUCACAGGUAAGUACCAUCCAAAUAAAGCACUCCGAACUAAUCUAAUGCCAACUGAGAAGUUAGAGUUAACUACAGUGAGAAAAGUGUUCUAUAGCUAUACUGAAUUUUUUGGUUAUAAAUCUUCAGAUGCUCCUGAAAAUUCAGAUCCUAAUAGUAAGCUAGAGAAUGCUACGUAUCAUCCUCCGAAACCAUCCCUUAUUUUUAAUUCAUUUCUUUCUAGACCUUUUGAAUUUAUUGUAUUUUUAGAAGCCUGUCUGGAUACAUACCAAAGGUAUGGCGGUUUAGAUAAUGAAAAACAAGCACUACUCAUAACUUUGUAUGAUCUAUAUCUAGAUUUAUCCAAGACUGAUAUUGAUGAACGUCAAUUGCAGUGGAAAAACAAAGCAAUGCAUAUUUUAGAAGAGAGUAACAAGUUAGCAAAGAAAAAUACCAUUUCAUCUACAACGUUGGAAAGUAAUUCAGAUAAUGCUGAUAACUCACUGAUGAUGUUAAUUUCUCAUAUGAAUGAUAUCGAUAUCUAUACAUCAACAGCAGAGCCUGAAAUUCGUGAUAGCGCAUAUUACAUUAAUCAGUUCCAGUCAUUAAUAUAUUCUGAAUCUCCAACUAAAGUUCUUGACUUUCUUGAAAAAUAUGGGAGAAACGAGCCAAGUUUAUAUGAGUCUGGACUUCGAUAUUUUAUAUCAUCGAAGGAUAUACUUGACGAAAUAGGUGGAGAAAAAGUAUUAGAAGAAAAAGUUCUAAAUAUUAUAGUUCGAGAUGAAUUGCUUACAAUGAUAGAUAUUGUCCAGCUUCUAUCCGUCAAUGAUGUAGCCAAAUAUGGAUUGCUUAAGAACAUUUUACUAAAUUAUAUGAGUGAAAAUGAAAAUGAAAUCAACAAUAAUAAGAAGUUAAUCAAAUCCUAUAAAUGUGAAUUGACAGAGAAAAAGAAUACAUUGGCCAAUUUAUUGGAUCCAGAUAAUAUAACAAAGAUCAAAAUUAAGAAUGAGAAAUGUGACUAUUGUAAAGCUAAUUUGGAAAUACCUAUAAUAUACUUCCAAUGUGGCCACACUUAUCACGAAAGAUGUCUAAACAAAGAAUUGGAUCAAAACUCAGGAGACGAAGUUUAUGUUUGCCCAAAAUGUAUAGCAAACAAAGAAUCAACAGAAGCAUUAUUUAAUAAACAAAAAGACAUGAAAGAAAGCAAAGAGCUAAUAGAAAUUGAUCUGAAAAAUGCAAAAAAUGGUAGUGAUUGUUUUAAAGUCGUUGCUGAUUUUAUAGGACGAGGAGCUUUGAACAAUGUGAAUACAAAUAUAUAA